GUCCAGCGCGGUGUAUUUUUGCCCGCUACACACUAUUAUUUAUGAACGGUGCGCGUCCUGUGCAUUAUUCUUGAGCGGUGCAACCAGCGAGCAGCAGCGUUUGCAGCAAUUCGAGCUGUGUGCAAAAUAGUACCGCUGUGCCCCUGUGAGAGCUGCUUGGCGGACGCCGCGAGCCGAGCGUACGAAACGGUCGAAGCAGCACGAUAAAUGGCGCUCCCCGGCGACGACCAGCACCGGCACCUCUGGCAGACGUUCCUGCAGAGCGACGCGGGCCACGCCGGGCUCGAGAAGCAGCACCAGGAAGAAACCGACCUGCACCGCGCGGACUACAAGGCGCGCAUCAAGCCGAUUCAAUUACGGGAGUUGGCCGACGCGCUCGAAGGCUGCUCACGCGACGUGAAGCGCGCCGUGGCCCCCUUGCUAGAAUACGAGUGCGUCCACCAUAUUUUGUAUGGGGUGCUCGUGAGCUGCCACGUGAAAAAUGUGGACUUCUCCGACCACCUCCAGUCCCACUCCAUCCGCAAGCAGCUCGAGCAGCUCGCGGAGGACGUCCGCAUCAAUGCACAGAAUGGCGUCGACGUCGACGGCGAGUACUGGGCGGGCGUCACUCGGAAGCUGAACGCGACGGAGCACGCGACGCGGUUUGUCGACCUGCAGACCUUCUGCGACGCCCUGAAUCAAGGAAAUGCGACGCUGGCGGUCGCGCGCCAGAAGUGGGACGAGGGUCUGUACGAGGCGGCCUUGGAGCGCUACGAGGGCGGCGCGUCGGCGCUCGAGUUCCUGCGCGUGCGCAACGCCGACGACGCGGCGAAACUUUCAGAAUUACAGACGCGCUUCUUCCGCAACGCCGCGGCCUGCGCUUUAAAAUUAGACAAGUGGUGCCUCGCGCAGAGGCUCUGCCGGAAGGCGCUGGCGAUCGAUCCCGACGACGUUCGCGCGCGCUACAAGCUCGGCGUCGCCUACGCGCGGCGGGGCGACGCCGUCCGCGCGGACGCGUGCUUCGCGGCGAUCGUCGCGGCGGGCGACGAAGGUGCCGAGGCGGCGGCGCGCGAGCGCGUCAAGCUGAGGGAGCGGGCCGCGCCGACCUUCGAGCACGGGUUCCUGGGCCGCGGCGCCUUCUCGGAGGGCCGCGUAUCCGCUGAUGACGAGGGUCUCCGGCGGAGGCUGGCCGCGCGGCUCUGCGUCGACGGCGACGGGCCCGUCUUGGACCGCGACGCCGUCGUCGAGCUCCAGCGGCGGACGCUGGAGCUGUAUCGGUCGCCGGCGUUCCGCGACGUUCCAAAAGAUGAUAUAUGUGCGCUCGACGCAUUCCGGGCUGAUUUACUAGGGGAAUUUGGCUUCGUCGGCGAGCGCGGCGCGCGGGCGGCCGAGCGGGCCGUGGCGCGGUUUCUCGAGGACGAGGAGGUGUUUGCGAAUGCGAAGCGGUUGUUCGAGCUUUGUAGUGGUGUGUAAUUUGUUUCUUUUUU
This is a messenger RNA of Pelagomonas calceolata, 1466 nucleotides long. Lineage: Eukaryota; Pelagophyceae; Pelagomonadales; Pelagomonadaceae. The record is from the annotation of a GenBank genome assembly.